Molecule: messenger RNA, 1026 nt
Organism: Podarcis muralis (Common wall lizard)
Lineage: Eukaryota; Metazoa; Chordata; Lepidosauria; Squamata; Lacertidae
Source: RefSeq, a predicted model, not a curated record
CAAAGCUCGCCGCGCCGACGAGAGGCCGCCCGCCGCGCGAGAAGUUAGGCAGAGCCGCGCAAGCUGCGCAAACUCCGUAAAGCGGUGGCGCCCCCCCCCCGGUCCUGCCGAGCGGGUUGAGUAACGCCGCCGGCGGGAUACGGAGAUGGCGUAAGGGAGCUGCGCGCUUCUGAGGCGGCCUUUCGAGAGCCUCGGGUGGCGGAGAGGCGCUGCAGGGCCCGCGGCCGGCCGGCGGUUCUCCUCGGGGACGGGAAGAGCCGCGUUUCCUGAGGGGAGCAGCCCGCGGCCUGGGCUCCGGGGAGGGGCGGGAAGGCGCCGGGCCCCUGCUGCCCCCUCAGCUGUGAGGUUGUGAACAAUUAUAAACAUGAAGGUGGCCGUUGUGGAGAAAAACAAUUUUCAGGCCAGACUUAAGAGAGCUGCCAUAUAAACUUCAUUCACACUCUUCACCUUGAGCUUUCACUUCAGGACAUCAGCAUGUGGAACAAGUCAGUUUGUGUGGCCUUGUUGGCUCUGGCUACAGGCUAUGUCUUCCUACUGGACUCCGAUCUGCCAGAUUCAGUGCUGAAGUAUCUCUCAAGCUCCUUCCUGUAUCAGCUGCAGGGGGAUCUUGCAUCCCCAGAGAGCAGCAUGGCAGCUGCCUGGGAAGUGCUUAUCACCCAGCCGGGCAAACAGUGGAACAGAGUUGCUGUUGGGGUCAAUGCCUGUGUAGAUGUUGUCCUUUCUGGUGUGAAGUUGCUGCAAGCCCUUGGUCUAGAUUCUGGUGUUGGGCAAGACCACUCAAUCUUGCAUUCCACAAAAGAUUUGAAGGAAGCCUUCAGCCACUUCAUGGGGAAGGGAGCUGCUGCAGAACGCUUCUUCAGUGAUGCAGAGUCCUUCCGCCACAUCGCAGAGACUGCUUCAGCAUAUCCUGGGGCACAGUUGUAUGUGGGAGGCAAUGCUGCUCUCAUUGGCCAGAAAAUUGCAACAAAUCCAGACCUAAAGGUAAGAAUAUCAAAUGCCAACCCUCACUGAUUGCCUAUAACUGUA